Messenger RNA from Silurus meridionalis, 2457 nucleotides. RefSeq names its product extracellular calcium-sensing receptor-like. Bases 1 to 2457 code for a protein of 818 amino acids. Gene Ontology annotation, cellular component: membrane. Lineage: Eukaryota; Metazoa; Chordata; Actinopteri; Siluriformes; Siluridae. The transcript has 6 exons. Gene Ontology annotation, biological process: G protein-coupled receptor signaling pathway. The record is from RefSeq and is a predicted model, not a curated record. Gene Ontology annotation, molecular function: G protein-coupled receptor activity.
AUGAAUGGAGACUUUGUAAUUGGAGGGAUUUUUACUAUUCAUUACUAUACUAAAUCAGAACAAAUGACUUACACCAGGCUGCCAUCACAGCUCCAGUGCUCUGGGAGCAUGGAUUUCAGAGAACUGCGCUUUGCCCGUGCUUUGGAGUUCACCAUCCAUGAGAUCAACAAAAGAACCGAUCUCCUACCAAACAUCACUUUAGGAUACCAGAUAUAUGAUUCUUGCUCCACUGUGCCAAUGGCCAUCAAAGUUGCAUUUCAGCUUGCAAACGGUUUGGGGACGGAUUUCAAUAACACGAAUUCCUGUUCAAAAUCAUCCAUGGCUGCUGUAACUGCUGUCAUAGGAGAUUCUGCUUCAACACCAUCAAUCAGUAUAGCCAGAAUGCUCGGUCUUUUUGGAAUUCCCCAGGUGAGUCAUUAUGCAACCUGUGCCUGUCUGAGUGAUAAGCAUCAGUAUCCUGCCUUCUUUAGGACCAUUCCUAGUGACCACCACCAAGCAGCCGCACUUGCAAGACUGGUCAAACAUUUCGGAUGGACGUGGAUUGGAGCCGUGCGCAGCGACACAGAUUAUGGAAAUUACGGAAUGGCAUCAUUCCUAAAAGCUGCCCAAGAGGAAGGUAUAUGUGUGGAGUAUUCUGAAGUCUAUUACCGGACACAGUCAGCCAGUAAAUUGGAGAGAGUUGCAAAUGUAAUCCGCAGAUCAACAGCCCGGGUUCUAGUUGCAUUCAUGCACACAGGGGAGAUGAGGUUUCUCUUAGAAGAACUGGCACGACAACCACCACCUCCGAUUCAGUGGAUUGGGAGCGAAACGUGGAUCAUAGAUCCUGAUUUUCUGCGGUAUAACAUAUGUGCCGGUGCUAUAGGGUUUGGUGUUCCCCGGUCGGUCAUUCCUGGUCUUCGUGAGUUUCUUUUAGACCUCACUCCAGCCCAAGCACUGAAAUCACCUCUGUUAAAAGAAUUUUGGGAAAGCUCAUUUAACUGUUACCUUAAAGAGCAAACAGACAUGAUAGAAGGCUUGCGAAAUUGUAACGGCAGUGAAGACAUUCACACGCUCCAGAACCCAUAUUUGGACACGUCUCAACUACGUGUCACUAACAUGGUGUACAAAGCGACAUACGCCAUAGCGUAUGCCAUUCAUGAACUUAUCUGCAAUCGCUCACAGUGUGACAAGAAUAUUACAUUUACACCAUGGCAGAUGCUCAAUCAGCUCAAACAAGUGAACUUCACCACAAAAAAUGGCUUCCAGGUCUCAUUUGAUUCUAAUGGAGACCCCCCAGCUGUCUAUGAACUUAUAAACUGGCAGUUUAAGACGGAUGGGAAUUUGGAUUUUGUGACAGUGGGUCAGUAUGACUCAUCCAGACCAAGAGGACAGGAGUUCAGAAUGAGCAAAAAUAUCAGCUGGGGUGGAGGACAGAAAGAGGUACCAGUGUCUGUGUGCAGUGAGAGCUGCCCCCCAGGCACCAGGAAAGCGGUACAGAAGCGGAGGCCUGUUUGCUGUUUUGACUGUAUACCCUGUGCUGAAGGCGAGAUCAGUAACAGCACAGACUCGUUGGAUUGUAUUCGCUGCCCCCCUGAGUUUUGGCCCAACCUGAAACGAGAGAGCUGCCUUCCCAAACCUGUUGAGUUCCUCUCCUGGGACGACACUCUCAGCAUCAUCCUAACAGUGUUCUCCAUCGGUGGGGCCUUCAUGGCUGUUUGUGUAGCUGCAGUCUUUUACAAGCACAGGGCGUCUCCUAUAGUCAGGGCAAACAACUCUGAACUGAGUUUCCUGCUGCUCUUCUCACUGACCCUGUGUUUCCUUUGUUCACUAACAUUCAUUGGUCAGCCCUCUGAGUGGUCCUGUAUGCUGCGCCACACAGCGUUUGGGAUCACUUUUGUGCUUUGCAUUUCUUGUGUUCUGGGGAAAACUUUAGUCGUGCUAAUGGCUUUCAGGGCUACACUUCCAGGUAGCAAUGUCAUGAAAUGGUUUGGGCCUCCACAACAGAGACUUAGUGUUCUUGUGUUCACUCUUGUGCAGGUUCUUAUUUGUGUUCUGUGGUUGAAAAUAUCCCCUCCUUUCCCCUUUAAAAAUUUAAAACACUACAAGGAAAGAAUAAUCUUGGAAUGUGGUUUAGGUUCUGUUAUAGGUUUCUGGGCUGUGCUGGGUUAUAUAGGAGUUCUGGCUCUUUUAUGUUUUAUUUUGGCUUUUCUGGCAAGGAAGUUGCCUGACAAUUUCAAUGAAGCCAAAUUUAUCACAUUCAGCAUGCUGAUAUUCUGUGCAGUUUGGAUCACCUUUAUUCCAGCUUAUGUCAGCUCUCCUGGAAAAUUCACUGUAGCUGUGGAGAUCUUUGCCAUUCUGGCUUCAAGUUUUGGUUUAACUAUUUGUAUUUUCGCUCCUAAAUGUUUCAUUAUCAUUUUUAGGCCUGAGGAGAAUACCAAGAAGCACCUUAUGGGUAAAGUGCCCUCUAAAGCUCUUUGA